GCCGGGCGUCCUGCCCGCCGUGACGCUGCACAUCGCACCCGGCACCGCCACCGGGGCCCGCGGCCAUGGCGGGCGUGAAGGUGAUCGCCAACGACACCGAGUUCCAGCCCGAGCUGAGCGCCGCCGGCUCCCGCCUGGCCGUAGUGAAGUUCACCAUGAGGGGGUGUGGCCCUUGCUUGAGGAUCGCGCCCGCCUUCAACGCCCUGAGCAACAAAUACCCGCAGGCGACGUUCCUGGAGGUGGACGUGCACCAGUGCCAGGGCACGGCUGCCACCAACAACAUCUCGGCCACCCCCACGUUCCUGUUCUUCCGGAACAAAGUGCGCAUCGACCAGUACCAGGGAGCAGAUGCCGUGGGCUUGGAAGACAAAAUCAAACAGCACCUGGAGAACGACCCCGGCAACAGCGAAGACACGGACAUCCCCAAAGGAUACAUGGACCUGCUGCCCUUCAUUAACAAGGCCGGCUGCGAGUGCCUCAACGAGAGCGACGAGCACGGCUUCGAGAACUGCCUGCGCAAGGAUUCCUCCUACCUGGAGUCCGACUGCGACGAGCAGCUCCUUAUCACGGUAGCUUUUAGUCAGCCUGUCAAGCUUUACUCCAUGAAACUUCAGGGGCCAGACAAUGGGCAAGGGCCAAAAUACAUCAAGAUCUUCAUCAACCUCCCGCGCUCGAUGGACUUCGAGGAGGCAGAGCGCAGCGAACCCACCCAGGCCCUGGAGCUGGGCCCGGAGGACAUCAAGGAGGAUGGGAUCAUCCAGCUCCGCUAUGUCAAAUUCCAGAACGUCAACAGCGUC
Messenger RNA from Hirundo rustica (Barn swallow), 797 nucleotides. RefSeq names its product thioredoxin like 1 (gene TXNL1). Lineage: Eukaryota; Metazoa; Chordata; Aves; Passeriformes; Hirundinidae. The annotation marks the transcript as partial. The record is from RefSeq and is a predicted model, not a curated record. The transcript is spliced from 6 exons.